This is a messenger RNA of Recurvomyces mirabilis, 1821 nucleotides long. RefSeq lists its product as uncharacterized. The record is from RefSeq and is a predicted model, not a curated record. The transcript is spliced from 3 exons. NCBI's taxonomy places the organism in Eukaryota, Fungi, Ascomycota, Dothideomycetes, Mycosphaerellales, Teratosphaeriaceae. Bases 1 to 1821 code for a protein of 606 amino acids.
AUGAACCAUCCGCUCGAUGCCCCCUUGCUUCCUCCAAGCCUUGAUAUUCGUCUCGCCGAAUUGCAGGCCGGUGCUCCUGGUGACCCAAUCUUCGUCAGGAUUAGCUUCUUCGACCUUGAGAAAGGUGAACUACCAACAUUUGAGGCCUUGAGCUAUGUAUGGGGAUCAGUUGACAAAGAAAAGACAAUCGAGUGCCACGACACUAGGAGGCAGAUUCGGAUCACCGCCUCGCUCCACGCUGCACUGAACAGGGUCAGAUACCCAGGCCAGCCACGAUAUAUCUGGGCCGAUGCUAUCUGCAUCAAUCAGGAGAAUCUAGCCGAGAAGAGUCACCAUGUGGCCUUCAUGGAUAGAGUUUACGCAAAGGCUACCAAAGUCCUGGUCUGCAUGGGCGGCGACGAGAGCGGAGAAGCAAGCGACGUCGUCACUCUACUGAACGAGCACGCCAGUCGAAUGGGUGUAAAAUCGCUGCAGGACAUGCCACUCCUCGCUUCCAAUGAUCCCGUUCUUGACGACGCGCGAUGGAGAUCUCUCGCUAAGCUCACAAGAGAUGAUUGGUUCAAGAGAGCAUGGGUUGUCCAAGAAGUCGGCAAAGCACGCGAAGCUCGUGUGCUCUGGGGCAACGCGGAGUUCAGCUAUCGAAGUCUAAUGCAAUUGGGAAGGUGGAUCGACCGGUGCGCUCCGCUGCUCACUCAGCGCUUCGGUGCAUAUCUACUUCCUAUUCACACUGACUGGGAGCGAUGGAUGCCUGACUGGAGAGCAAGCGUGGAUCACGACUAUACAUUGAUUGACUUUUUCAGCUAUGCUAAAGGUCUUGGCUGCCGUGACCCCCGUGACAACGUGUACUCGCUUCUCGGUCAUCCGCUAGCACGUACUGCCGCCAACAAGCCUCUCUUGAUGCCUAAUUAUGAGGCCCCAGUUGGCGAGGUGUUAAUAGAGCUCUCAUCUUACAUGUUACGCACUCUCGGCUUGAAGACUCUCUCAUCAGUCGAACACGACAAUUCAACCAUCCUGGAGUAUUUGCCAUCAUGGAUCACUCGGUGGGAUAUGGACCUGACAUGGAGGUCGCUUGGCUAUUACCCCGAUUUCUAUUACCGUGCCUCUGGACCCGAGCCCGAGGAUCCCUCGACGCUAUGGAAGCCAACUUUCUCAACAUCCGCGCCUUCAGUUCUGGCCGUCCAGGCAGCUUACCUAGACACAAUCGACGCCGUGUUUCCCUUUCCUCUGCUAGAUAAGCAAGGGACAGAGUCAAGUGAUAGGUGGAAAGACAUACUUUGGUUUUGGGACCUUGGUACUGCGGAAGAGGUAGCGAGCAGUGCACCCCGGUUGGUGAAUAUACUGGUGGCCAUCCACAGGCAUCUCACGGCUCGCCUCUGUCCAGCUCAACUCCCAGACGCCUUGAGUCUCACUUUAUGUGCGGGACUACAUAAUUAUCUGGAAGUGGAGGCGUCUUCCGGAUCUCUCGAAACGCAUCGAGCGGACUUCCAGGCGUUUUGGCAACUUAUUGAAGGCUCGGCGUAUUCUGAGCUGCCAUCUUCCGGUGGCGAUGCGGAAGCUUGCUGGGCGGAAGUCAAUCUUGCGUGCAAAGGCCGCUGCUUCUUCACGACUUCGAAGGGUUAUUGUGGGCUCGGACCACUUAUUACCCAGCCGGAUGACAUAUGCUACGUCUUCAACAGUGCGCGUGUGCCUUUUGUGGUGAGGGCUAUGGAGAGUGGGAAAUCCAGGAUGAUUGGAGAGGCGUAUGUUCACGGUUUUAUGCAUGGAGAGCUGCUCGACCAGUCAGGGAACGCUGUGCAAUGGAACAGACUUGACUUGUAUUGA